This is a messenger RNA of Klebsormidium nitens, 3299 nucleotides long. The record is from the annotation of a GenBank genome assembly. NCBI's taxonomy places the organism in Eukaryota, Viridiplantae, Streptophyta, Klebsormidiophyceae, Klebsormidiales, Klebsormidiaceae.
AAGGCAUGGCGCCUAUCCAGUUCAACAAUCAUGUAGCUGCAGCAUCAUUCAAUUCGCAAAGAACCACCAAGUGCACAUCUCUUUAGCGCUGCAUAGCUCGCACGUUGAUACCAGCUCUUGAGUACUUCGUAAAGGGACUGCAGCCAUCUCUCAGCCUUCAGUCGAGCGGGCAACCAGCUUUUGAAUCUCACGACACCCCUCCGUACGCAAAGAUGGUGGUACCUUUAGAAGUUGAGUUACACAGGAGAGGAUCGCUACACGCACCAAAGGAGAAGCACAAUGUAGACCGACCUUGGUCGAAUGGAUCCAGGGCAGCUCUUCUGUCCAGGAACCCACAGAAGGCAUCGGCGGUGGCUAGUGUCAGUCCAGCAGAGGCAGACGGGUCAGCUGUGGAAGAGGAGAAAAAGCUGCUCGGCAAGCGGGGCCAAAAGCUGAAGCAGGCGGGGAGGAUCAACUGCCUGACCUAUAUCCCAGAGGCGAGAGUGAUCGCAGCUGGCCGCGAGGAUGGAAAGCUCCUUCUAUGGAAGGUUUGGAAGACCGAAGGAUGCAACCGAGAUGUGACUGUGUUGGCUGGACACAACGGCCGUGUUUCUAGCUUGAUCCACAUGCCUUCGAAUACAAGGGGUGCAGGAUCAUAUCUCUUGUUCAGCGGGUCUUCUGAUCUCAGUAUCAAGGUUUGGGACCCGAGCUUGAGAGUCCCUGAGAAGGUUUGCAUCCAAACCCUUACGGGCCAUGGGGGAACAGUCACCUGCAUGGCACUGGUUGGACGGAAUAACCUCGUAAGCGGCAGUACGGAUGCAACAGUCCGUCUCUGGAGGGCAGGGGCCAAGGACCAAGGAGGAUCGUCUCCAUCAUUUACGCUGCACAGGACGAUCGCUGUAAUGGACGACUGGGUGAACGCCAUGUCGUUUGACACCACGAGACGAGUUGGCGACCUGGGGAUCCUUUACACGGCAGAUAGUGCCGGCGGGGUGACGGCCUUCCUGCCGCAAGUAGCGGAAGGCAUGUGGAGACCCGACGGAACGGCGCCCCUCGACUUCAACCCCGCAGGGGCUGCAACGUCUUACGGUCUCCUUGGGUCAGCUAAAAGCGUGCGCCUAUUUGGGAUGGGCGCCUCGAGCCGCGGCACUUCGGCCGCCUCCCGCUCGUCCGACAGUCACGGCCUUUCCACCCGGGCGUCAUCCCGGGCGACUGACGUCAGCGUCCCGGCCACCCCGCUUCUCAGUCAGUCGCCUGAAAGCCCAACCCCUCCCCGCACACGCUCUCCAAGUCCUCUUCGCGCGCGCUCGCCCGAACCUCCAAACCCUCCCCGCGCGCACUCCCCCGGCGCUUCCAGCCGUUCUCCAGCGCGCUCGCCUGAUUGUUCAAAUUCAUCACGCGCGCGCUCACCGGACCCUCCGAGCCGUUCCCAAGCGCGCUCGCCCGAACCUCUCAACAUACCCUCCGCGCGCACGCCCGAACCCCUGAGCCUCGCAUGGCAAGAACGCGCGGCCGCGCCGCUCGAGCGCAUCAGCGAGGGCGUGAUCCCCGCCCCGGCGUCGCCUGAGAGGAAGAUGAGGAUCCCCACGCGCUUCUCGCCGGACGUCGAGGCGCACUUGGACGCCAAAGAAGCAGAAGCGGAGCGCGAGCGGAGCGGAUCCCGUGCAUCCACCUCCACCCGGGAUGACUCCUCGGCCCCGAGCCUUUGUCGCAACCCGAGCCUGAAUGCCAGGAAGGGCAACGUGAAACUCGCCCCGGCGCCGGUAUCGGUUCAGGUUCCAGCGACCGUGAUGUCACCGAAGCCAGCGUUCUUGAGGCUGGAGAAAGCUGGCGUCAGCCACGUGCUGUACCAAGCGACACAACAUUUGGUGGUGACGCUGGCGCGAGACCAGAGAGCACGUGCCUACGACGAGCAGCGCGGAAGCAUGCUGUUUGCGUACGAGAACCCGCACCAGUGCCUCUUCACGGGGGUCGCUUGGGACCGCGCGCAUCAAGAGAUCAUUCUCGUCGACGAUGCAGGCUACGUCCACGUGUACAGUCUGCACCUUCCUGGGAUCUCCUGCUCUCAGCAAAUUUCGUCGGACGCCUGCACGGGCGUCCUCUUCCUAGACGACUGCGACACCAUCGCGGCCGCGUGCGGCGACCACGUGGUCUUCCUCCGGGCGGAGCGCGAGCGGGACUUCCACACGCUCAGAGACAGCCACCGGGGGCCGGUGGUCGCCUUUUCGUACAUGGAAAAGGGGAAAGCGGCGCCCGGGGGAAGGGACUCCGAUUGGCUCUUUAGCGCGGGCGCGGACGGGGCGAUCAAGCAGUGGGACCUGGACUCGAUGACAUGUCGCCUGACGCUGCGGACAGGAAAGGCGGAGCCGAGCUGCCUGCUUUUCUGCGACGAGGAAGAGAGGCUCGUUUGCGGCCAUGAGGACGGGAGCAUCAGCCUAUGGAAUCUGGACACGCGGCAAGCGCUCAUGUUGCGGGAGCAGAGCAACACGAUCACUGGCUUGGCCUACUUCUCACGAAAGAAUGGGGACCACUGUCUGGCGACCGCAAGCUUCGAUGGCACGGCGUCCGGCCCCCUCCGCUCCGCUUUCCGUCUGCCCGGCACGCCCAUUCCACGCGCGUUCCGCUCUUCCGUGCAGGUAGCGGUUUGGAACAUACACAGCACCCCUGAUGCGUCCCCGCACCUCAUUGAGAAGUUCGUCGCGCAUGAGGAUGCGGAAAUCCUGUGCGUUGCACACUCGACAAGACAUGAGCUGCUCUUCACGGCGGGCAACGACCUGACAAUCAAGGUCUGGGCCACGGUACGCUACACCGAGCCGCGGGGCGCGCUCUGCGGCCACGAAGCGCCGGUCACGUGCCUUCUGCUAGAGGGGGACCUGCUCUUCUCGGGCUCAGAAGACGGCACCAUUCGGAUAUGGGAUAUCUCGGUGGAUUUGGCGUGCGCCCUCCAAAGGACUCUUGAGGGCCACAAGAGCCCCGUGACGGACUUCGCCGUCCAGAAAGUGACCGGGCGCCUCUUGUCCAGCUCGCAGGACAUGCGGGUUCUUGUGUGGGACUACGAAAAGGGUCACCUGCUGAAGACGAUACCCUACGGCGAUGAGCUGCGGUGCUUGGCAGCAAGAGCGGAGAAUGAAGAGAUCCUCGUCGGCACAACACAGGGCAGCAUUCUUGUGUACGGGUGUGGAGCUGAAGCGGCAACGGAUCUAAUUGUGCAACGGGACGGAUCCGAGGGGGAAUCGCUUAUGGAGGAAUUAGAGUCUCGGCUGCAAAAAGAAGGUCAACCAAGGGAACAAAGUCCUUUGUAAGUGAGGAGAAGCGAUAAU